Molecule: messenger RNA, 2025 nt
Organism: Cladophialophora carrionii CBS 160.54
Lineage: Eukaryota; Fungi; Ascomycota; Eurotiomycetes; Chaetothyriales; Herpotrichiellaceae
Exons: 2
Coding region: 1-2025 (674 amino acids)
Source: RefSeq, a predicted model, not a curated record
AUGGACCAACCGACAUCUACGUCUGCCUCUACGGCAGCCUCUGCCUCCCCCAACAUCGAGCAACUUCUCUCGCGAUGGCCCGUAGCCAGUACACUGAGCCAUCAUCUCCCAGUAGGCGAUCUGAUCGUGGUUUCUCGACUGAGCAUGACACUUCGGGCUCUUCUGCACGGUUUCGAACUACCGCCGACAACCGCAGAGACACCCAACUCAGUACGUCCAGAACUACACAUCGGCCACCACGGCACCGUCUACUGGCAACGGCUCAAGGACCGGGCCCCCUUCGAAUGCUCUUCCCGAACGCACACGAAAGGCCCCGCACCCAAGCCGUGUCGAUACUGCUCGCGCCCGAUCUGUGACGCCUGCAUCGUCCGGGACUCGCUGUUCAAAGGCCACGAGAACACCUUCCCGAACCGGGUGCGGUACCUCUGCAAGCAAUGCUGGGAAUCAGGCAACGAUAGCCAGACGUGCCGGUAUCCGCUUGACGUUACGCCAGGGUCGGAUCAUUCCUCUGGAUCUCCUCCAUCUUCAUCUUCGUCUUCGUCUUCCUUGAACCGAAAACAAUGGUACGACCCGUCAGGCUCGACACGCGAUUACUGCACCUGCACCCUCAAAACGGACGGCAUUCUCUGUCUCGAGUGCAAGGACGCCCAGAACCGCUCGGCAGUCUCCAGUUCCACUUCUACACCUUCGAGCGAAACACGAUGCCACGGCCAAUCCUGCACCAACACACUCACCGCGGAGGACAUAGACCGGCGACGCAUCUGCCUAUGGUGCAACAAGGCCCUGCCGCGCCAACUCGGCGGCACGACACGCCACCACUGGACGCAGAAGAUCAUCGAGGCGCGGGCCCGCCACGCCGCGUCCCGGUCCGCGGACGUGGAGGAAUGGAACCGCAAGCGGCUGCGCGAGCGUACAAUGUCACGACGCGAGAUGCGCGGCGACGACGCCGUCCGGGACGAUCCCGACGCCGAUGUCCCGCAACUGGUACGCCAUCUCGACACGGUCAACUAUCAGAACUACAUGGCCCCGUCGGCGGCGCCGAGCCCGGACGCCGUCUUCGCGUCCAAGACCGGCUACUGGCGAUAUAGCAGGGACUUCAUGCUGGCUAUGAGAUCACGUUGCGCAAAGGCCGCACCGACACCCCGAGGCGUCUCUCUCAGGGCAGAAACUGCCGGAAAAGACAUGCCAUUCGCCCAGACCAACGCUGAAAAGGCAGCAGACCGGCUUACCCUGGCGGCCGCGAUGCGUAAAAUGCCACGGGACCGUCUCUCGGAAUGGUGUGCUUACAGGGCCGUGAUCAUGGAUUGUCUUCUCGAACAAAACUUGAGUCACGAGGCGACUCGGGAGUUCAUGCAACGAGAACACAACUUUGAGGCCAGCAUCGAGGACUAUGGCGAGGUGAUGCACGUGUGGACCACGCAGGAACGUCGGCGGAAAUCGCUCGAAUGCGAAAUAGGCACCACUACCAAAGGCAGGGGAAAGGGUGCUGCGCUCGAACACGAAUCAGACACAACUACUAAAGGGAGCGGGAAGGGAAAGGGGAAGGGAAAGGGGAAGGAAAAGGCUGCUGCGUCGCUGAAGGGAGAUGACCCCGUCCCGUCUUUCAAGCCUGGUAAGGCGCCGGGCGCCACCGCCUCGUCCGGAAAAGAUGGCCUUGGGCUACACGACAACCGGGCCCAACACAUCGACAUCGACAUCGACUCUGAUAACGACUCGUCUGACGACCCCUCUGCGAGAACGAAUCCCCCCCAAUGUCUACGCAGAAGGCCAUCAGGAGAAGGCGACUCGGGCGCGCGGAUGUAUCAGUCUCGACGACGACGACCACCACCCCAGCGUCGAGGCGACGGAGCUGACGUCCCCGUCGUCCGUGGCAUCGUCGUCGUCGUCGUCGUCGUCGUCGUCAUCGCAACCGACUGCAAUGCUACAGACCGCAUCGACAUCAACACCAUCACCAUCUACCAGAAGCCCGGAUCCAAUACAAUCAGGGUGUCAUGGAGGCCCAACAACAAGGGAUCCCACGCCUAA